UUUCUGUUCAGCAAGCCGUUAUGACGUUGGAAAACAGUAGUAGAACAGUGUUAGCUGGCGACAUCAUAGAUGAGCCAAUGGAAAUGAUGAAGGCAAGCAAAAAAGUAAUCCUUGGUCCCGGCCUACGAAUAGAAAAGGACAUCGUGCGGGCUAGCAAGUGUGGACAGCUGAAGAUUAAAACUCCCAACACCUUCUGGAUUGACGCGUACCAGAAACGUUAUGUACCGAAUCGUGGCGAGUUAGUUAUUGGCGUUGUGAUUGCAAAAGCCGGAGAUAUAUUCCGUGUGGAUAUUGGCAGCUGUGAGACUGCUUCGUUGUCGUACAUGGCCUUCGAAGGGGCAACGAAGAAAAAUCGACCGGACGUGAACAUUGGUGACAUAGUGUAUGCCCGCCUACUGAUUGCACAUUCCGACGUGGAACCGGAGCUGGUGUGUGUAGACUCCCACGGGAAGAAAGGCAAAUUAGGCGCUCUGCACGAAGGUUUCAUGCUAUGCUGCAGCUUGAACCUGGUACGAAAGAUAUUGAAUCCGAAAUGCACGUUUCUGGCUCAGCUCGCGAAGGAACUGCCCUUUGAGAUAGCGGCCGGGAUGAAUGGACGCAUCUGGACUCGAGGGAGGACGAUUAAAGAAACAAUUGGUGUAGGAAACGCUAUUUUGGCUUUAGAAUAUCUAUCAAAUGACCGUAUACGUGAGCUUUGUGAUGACAUAGGCGCCUAUGUGUCUGGAUUUAUAAAAUAA
Anopheles maculipalpis is the source of this 737-nucleotide messenger RNA. It is a transcript of the gene Rrp40, whose product is annotated as exosome complex component RRP40. Lineage: Eukaryota; Metazoa; Arthropoda; Insecta; Diptera; Culicidae. Gene Ontology annotation, biological process: exonucleolytic trimming to generate mature 3'-end of 5.8S rRNA from tricistronic rRNA transcript (SSU-rRNA, 5.8S rRNA, LSU-rRNA); nuclear polyadenylation-dependent rRNA catabolic process; TRAMP-dependent tRNA surveillance pathway. Bases 21 to 737 code for a protein of 238 amino acids. Gene Ontology annotation, cellular component: nuclear exosome (RNase complex); cytoplasmic exosome (RNase complex). Gene Ontology annotation, molecular function: RNA binding. The record is from RefSeq and is a predicted model, not a curated record. The transcript has a single exon.